This is a messenger RNA of Paramuricea clavata, 2039 nucleotides long. The record is from the annotation of a GenBank genome assembly. NCBI's taxonomy places the organism in Eukaryota, Metazoa, Cnidaria, Anthozoa, Malacalcyonacea, Plexauridae.
AUGAACAUUUCAGUUUGUUUUGUCGUGGGAGAUGAAUGGAAUAUUCAAUGUAAAGACAAGGUAUUCAGCGAUCGUCAAAAAAGAGACCGUCUUUCUGAAAACGUCGUUAUUGGAAUGGAUUACUUUGGAAAAGCAAAAAUCGUCUGUCAAUGCGAUUCUGCAGGCGCGCGACGAGUUAUGUCAAAGAACAUGUAAGUAAUCAAGAGAUAACAUUUUAUACUGUUAUCUGGUCUAUUACUGACGUACGGCUCAUGUUCUAACGUGGAAAGUACAAUAAAGUGGCGAUCCGCCUGGCCAGGGAGGUCGCGAAGCCAUCAACAUUGGGGGGGGGGGGGGGGGGGGUCGUCAUGUUUUGACCAACUUUUCCUAGGAUUUUGACCAAGUCGUAAAAAUUUUGCCCGGAAAUGUUGUCGAGGGGGGAAGUCAAAAAUAUUUUCCAGACUAAAUUGAUAGUGAAAAAAAAUUUUCCGGACUAUUAUAAGCAUAUUCAAAAUUUUUCAACCAAUAUAAGCAAUGCUUCCGACUUUUUCACCGCAAACGUAACUGAAGCUUUAAAGUUGUUAAAAGUGCGAACCAUUUCAUAACUUUUAACAACUUCGACCAUCUUAUUUCCAAAACUUUCACCAAAUUUUUCACGAGUUUUACCUUCAGUUUUAAGCAAAUAUCAGUUCCAUUUUGAACAAAUUUGGGCAAAUAUCAGUUCCAUUUUGACCAACAAUGACCAGCGUUUGAAUUAUUGGGGGUGUUACUACCUUACUUUUUCUUCACAGAAGGAGACCUCUGUGAUUAUACUUUUCAUUUUCUUUUUGGGUUGACGUAACGUUACGGUUUUUUCAACCUGAUGGCCUUUUUGCUAAUGACCAAAAGGGCCCAGUUAAUCUGAAAAUCUUGCUUCACUACUGGGGCAAGCAAAGGGCCUACUGGGGUAAAUACCCAGUAGUUAUAUAGGUAAAAAAUGCCCUGAUCAAAAUACUUUUGGACAAUUCUUCAACCAAAGUCCCUUUUGUAUUAAUUGAUUUUUGAAUUCACUUUCUAGUUUAGCAAGCAAGCGUGGUUUAGUUGUGAAAGUGAGAUCUUUGGGGAAUGCAAAUGAACAGGUACAGGAGAAAAACCACCCAUCCGUGAACGAAGAGGAACCAAAUAAAAGGCAUAUAAUUUAUUCCCAGAAAUGUUGUAAGAUUGAUCUCACUAAUCCCCCAAAACGUAAGUUUAAGCUGAUGUAACUAGUCACAAUUAUAUGCCAAUGGGAAUAUGAAAGAUUCUAUCACGACAAUUAUCACGUGUAGUGUUUCCGUUGUUCAUAUUCGACAUAUUUCAAAUUCUAUCACGACAAUUAUCACGUGUAGUGUUCCCGUUGUUCAUAUUCGACAUAUUUCAAAUUCUAUCACGACAAUUAUCACGUGUAGUGUUCCCGUUGUUCAUAUUCGACAUAUUUCAAAUUCUAUCACGACAAUUAUCACGUGUAGUGUUCCCGUUGUUCAUAUUCGACAUAUUUCAAAUUCUAUCACGACAAUUAUCACGUGUAGUGUUCCCGUUGUUCAUAUUCGACAUAUUUCAAAUUCUAUCACGACAAUUAUCACGUGUAGUGUUCCCGUUGUUCAUAUUCGACAUAUUUCAAAUUCUAUCACGACAAUUAUCACGUGUAGUGUUCCCGUUGUUCAUAUUCGACAUAUUUCAAAUUCUAUCACGACAAUUAUCACGUGUAGUGUUCCCGUUGUUCAUAUUCGACAUAUUUCAAAUUCUAUCACGACAAUUAUCACGUGUAGUGUUCCCGUUGUUCAUAUUCGACAUAUUUCAAAUUCUAUCACGACAAUUAUCACGUGUAGUGUUCCCGUUGUUCAUAUUCGACAUAUUUCAAAUUCUAUCACGACAAUUAUCACGUGUAGUGUUCUCGUUGUUCAUAUUCGACAUAUUUCAAAUUCUAUUCAGUUUACAGUUAUCCAUUCACACUACGACUUCCUGAUCAAACGUAUUCGAGCGAACUAAGAGAUCCAAGCAGUCACAAAUAUCAAAGUUUAAAGAAUCAGUUAAUUACUGGG